Cyprinus carpio (common carp) is the source of this 747-nucleotide messenger RNA. It is a transcript of the gene tvp23b, whose product is annotated as trans-golgi network vesicle protein 23 homolog B (S. cerevisiae). The record is from RefSeq and is a predicted model, not a curated record. Lineage: Eukaryota; Metazoa; Chordata; Actinopteri; Cypriniformes; Cyprinidae. Gene Ontology annotation, biological process: vesicle-mediated transport; protein secretion. Gene Ontology annotation, cellular component: Golgi membrane.
AUACCCGGAAGUGACGUGUCGUGCAACGUCAGCAACAACAACAAUCAAAAUGAAGCUGGACUCGAAUGAUGAAGACGAUGUGGCUUUAUUUGAUGCUGAGGAAGAUUCAGCCACAAGAAAGAACAAAAUCAAGCAUCCGAUGGCCUCCUUCUUCCACCUGUUCUUCCGGGUCAGUGCGGUUCUGGUGUACCUGUUGUGUGGUUUAUUUGGCGGAUCCUUCAUCGCCUGCAUGGUCACCAUCAUCCUCCUCCUGUCAUGUGACUUCUGGACUGUGAAGAAUAUUACCGGCCGUCUGAUGGUGGGUUUGCGCUGGUGGAAUCAAGUGGAUGAUGAUGGAAAAAGCCGCUGGGUGUUUGAGUCCAGAAAGGCCAGCGGGAGUCAGUCUUCAGCGUCCCGAUCCUCAAACGCGGAGUCUCGGCUCUUCUGGCUGGGUCUGAUCAUCUGUCCCGUCAUCUGGGUCAUCUUUGCUUUCUUUGCUCUCAUCUCGUUCAAGAUCAAAUGGCUGGCCGUGGUGAUUAUGGGAGUGGUGUUACAGGGAGCCAAUCUCUACGGAUACGUGCGCUGCAAAGUAGGCGCCAGAACAAACCUGAAGAACAUGGCCACAAAUUACUUCGGACGGCAGUUUCUCAAACAGGCUUUCACAAAACAAGAGGAGUCUUAGGAAGACAGAAUUCAUGCCAAUUCCGUUGAUGAACUUUUAAUGCGUUAUUUUUUUAAGACUGUUUGAAAUUAAAUGAACUAAAAGGG